CUGCAGCUGCUCUGCUGACUCAUGUGCCCCAGCAGCCAGCAGGAGCUGGGAGCAUGGGCUCCCCAGGGCUCUUGGCAGACUGGGGGCUUCUGGAUUACAAGACUGAGAAGUAUGUGAUGACCAGGAACUGGCGGGUGGGCGUCCUGCAGAGGCUGCUGCAGCUCGGGGCUGUGGUCUACGUGGUAGGGUGGGCCCUCCUCGUCAAGAAAGGCUACCAGGAACAGGACCUGGACCCCCAGAUUUCCGUUAUCACCAAACUCAAAGGCGUCUCUGUGACCCAGAUCAAGGAGCUGGGGAGUCGGCUGUGGGAUGUGGCUGACUUCGUGAAGCCGGCGCAGGGGGAGAAUGUGUUCUUCUUGGUGACCAACUUCCUUGUGACGCCAGAACAAGUUCAGGGCAGGUGCCCAGAGCACCCCUCCAUCCCGCUGGCUAGCUGCUGGGCCCACGAAGACUGUCCUGAAGGGGAGACAGGGACACACAGCCAUGGCAUAAAAACAGGCCAGUGUGUGGUGUUCAAUGAGACCCACAGGACCUGUGAGAUCCAGGGUUGGUGCCCAGUGGAGAGCGACACUGUGCCCACGAAGCCCCUACUGGUCCAGGCCGAGAACUUUACACUGUUCAUCAAAAACACCGUCACUUUCAGCAAGUUCAACUUCUCCAAAUCCAACGCCUUGGAGACCUGGGACAACACCUAUUUCAAGCGCUGCCGAUAUGACCCCCACUCCAGCCCCUGCUGUCCGGUGUUCCGCAUUGGGGACCUCGUGGCUGCAGCUGGAGGGGUCUUUGAGGACCUGGCCUUGCUGGGCGGUGCUAUAAGCAUCCAUGUCCUCUGGGAUUGCAACCUGGACACCGGGGGCUCUGACUGCCAACCCCACUACUCCUUCCAGCUGCAGCAGAGGAGCUACAAUUUCAGGACAGCCACUCACUGGUGGGAAGCCUCAGGCGUGGAGGCCCGGAGCCUGCUGAAACUCUAUGGGAUUCGCUUUGACGUCAUCGUUACUGGGCAGGCAGGGAAGUUUGGGCUCAUCCCCACGACCAUCACUUUGGGCACCGGAGUAGCUUGGCUGGGCGUGAUCACCUUCUUCUGUGACCUGCUGCUGCUGUACGUGGAUGGAGAAGCCCAUUUCUACUGGACAAACAAGUAUGAGGAGGCAAAGGCCCCGAAGGUGACCGCCAGCCCUGAGCAAACAGAGCCGGCCUCUUCACCCCCGACCCAGGCUGCCCAUGUGGCUUAGAGGCGGCCCAGCUCCUGCCUCAAUGGCCACUGCUUCUCAGAGCCAGACGCUGAUGCCAGGGUGGUCCUGCCCGGGCUCUGGCCCCCACUCGCUGGCCCAUUCUUGAAGCCAGUAACCAUUUCCUGUGGCUGCAAAGGGUGGGUCCCACCUGGGGGACCUCAUGGAUGAAGCCCCUGCAGAACCAGGGUGGGGCGUGUGGGGAGAAUUCUACUGUCAACUCCCAGGCAGACUGUCCUUCCCCUGACUCCAGCUUUGGAGCAGUGCUGCCUGGGGAGUGACAGAAGCCAGUCUUGCAUAGAGAUCUGCAGUGGAACAGGAGCCAUGGAGAAGGGGAGGGCCCUGGGCACCGCAUGGCAAGGCACUGGUCCGGUGGGGCUCUUGCUCUGUCUGUGUCUAGAGAACUUUCUCCCAGGCUCUGUCCCCAGUGCUCCCAGCAGUAGCCCGCUCACCAGCUGCCAGCACUGACCCUCUCACAGACUGUAGCCAACUCCAGCCCUGCCUGGCUUCUAGCCUUCCUCCCCUUGCCAGCACCCCCAUCCCAGGUAGAGCCCCCACCCUCUCAGCGGUGCUGCACUGGGCGCUGCAGUGGCCCUGGGCAAUCUCUCCUGUGCAAUGAAACCACCCUCAUACAUUGGCGAGUGAGUGCAUAGCUUUGGGGAAUGUUCUGUGAAUUAGAAAAACUCAUGCUGGCUGUUCUGAGCCUGUAGCUAUAGUCAGUGUUCAGAAAGGAGGCAAGCCGACUCCUGGGGACAACCCACUAGGGCACCUCAGAUGCCAGAGGCAGCCCCUCCUAGCCUAGGAGUACCCAUUAGGCCUGGAGGACCCUGGGAACCACAACAGCAGCCUCCCAUUCAUGGAUAAUCAGUGAGAGGUACCUACUCCAUGUCCUGAGCAGCUACUCCAUGCCAGUCCCUGUGUCCCCAUGGCUUUCCCAACCUCCCCUCAGGCUUAUUUAUUCCUGGGGCUGAGGCCUCUUGGUCCUUCUGCUCUUCUUACUUAAUUGAAAGUGAAAAAGUUGGUGUGACAAUGUGUUAACUUGUUCACAGCAAAAUGAUGACAAUCCAUCCAAACAAAGCAAAACCAAAACAGAUGUCCUCUUCCCCCAGAACUUUAUACGUGUCCUCAGGUUUAUAUGUGGUUUGUGGAAUAGAAUUUAGGGGCACCUGCAGCCUGUCUGGCUCCAUGGGAUGCUGAUAGGAUGAUAGGAUAGUGGACUCCCAGACAAGAUGGUGCCACCUAGAACACCGUGCCUUGGCCAUCCCCUUGGUCCCUUCUGAUAUUUGCCUGAUGUUGUCUUGAGGAACUUCUUAAAUGGAGAAUCCCACUUUCUGCAGGAAUGACAAUUCCCUUAACCUGCUCCCAUGUGGCCUAAACAUAAAAUGUUCCUUGUUCUGAAAUGCCUUCACAAAAAUCUAGAAAAAAUGCAUUUCAAGCCAAGAGACUUGGACAGUUUUGUGACAGGAGCUCCCCUAAAGCCUAACCAAUGAUCACCUGAGAGCUAGUGUGCAGUGUUUUGGAGCACUGACGUUUUAUCUAGCAGGAGAAGGGUUCCCACUCACAGGCAGCUACAGUGGAUAUACGAGCAUGGAUGGCACAGUGAAAUGUAAACUUCCAGGGAUAUGGAGGGGCCAGUGCUGGGACCCCACUGAACAAGGCAGUUACACAGAGCAAAUCCAUGAAGAUGUGAUGACGCGAAAGCACAUUGGAGAGGAAGAAGUAAACUAUCUCUAGUCACAGACGACAUGAUCUUUUGUAUAGAAAAUAUUAAGGAAUUCAUACCAAAAAUAUUGAAACCAACAAGUUCAGCAAAGGUGCAGGCUACAAGAUAAAUAGACAAAAAUCAGGGGAUCUAAUGUAUAACAAAAUGACUAUAACACUGGGUUGUAUAGUUUAAAUUUGCUAAAGAGUGGAACUUAAAUGUUCUCAUGAAAAAUUUUUAAGUAGAUAAAUGUGUGGGUGUUAAUUAGCUAGAUGGGAAGAAUCCUUUCGAAAUGUGUACAUAUAUCAAAUCAUGAGGUACACUUUAAAUAUCUUACAGGUUUGCCAAUUAUACCUCAAUAAAGCUGAAAAAAUACAAAAAUUGAUUGUAUUUCUCUACACUAGCAAAGAACUAUGGAAAAUGAAAAUAAAAUGAUUCUGUUUACAUAGCAUCAAAAAGAAUAAUUUAUAAAGAUAUUUAGAAUGAUAUGUCAA
Molecule: messenger RNA, 3428 nt
Organism: Myotis davidii
Lineage: Eukaryota; Metazoa; Chordata; Mammalia; Chiroptera; Vespertilionidae
Gene: P2RX6
Product: purinergic receptor P2X 6
Exons: 12
Coding region: 54-1235 (393 amino acids)
Biological process (GO): response to ATP; monoatomic cation transmembrane transport
Cellular component (GO): plasma membrane; nuclear inner membrane
Molecular function (GO): purinergic nucleotide receptor activity; extracellularly ATP-gated monoatomic cation channel activity; ATP binding
Source: RefSeq, a predicted model, not a curated record